Molecule: messenger RNA, 2321 nt
Organism: Nematostella vectensis (starlet sea anemone)
Lineage: Eukaryota; Metazoa; Cnidaria; Anthozoa; Actiniaria; Edwardsiidae
Exons: 3
Coding region: 376-1242 (288 amino acids)
Source: RefSeq, a predicted model, not a curated record
AUUCGGUGCUUAGCUUGGCUUGAUUUGCAAGUUUGAUAUUUAUUCAAAACAUAUUCUAUAAGGUUGAUAAAAAUCAAUUUUGACUCCGAAUUUAUUACUGAAACCGACGAAAUUGGGUUUUGUAAAAAAACAUAUUUAUAUCUGAAUACAACGAACUAAGUUAGUGGGGAAUUUUAUCAAUACAACAUGUUUUUAAAUAAGUAAUGUAAAAAUAUUGAUUUCAACAUUUAAUGUUUAAGGACAUUGUGUGGCUUGGGGAUCACUGUCACGUCCGUCACGUUCAUCACGUCACGUUACGUCAAGUCGUCUCACAAAUUUCCCUGUCGCAUUUAAAUACGGUGCAACUUUUGCUUGAAAUAAUUCUUCCCCCUCAAGAUGUUUCUAAAUAACCUCUCCUCGCUGGAAAUUGGUUUGUUGGCCGGAGGGGGUGCUGUGCUGCUAGCGUUUAUUGUGGUUCUUGUACUUCUUAUUUGUAGGAUAUGCGGAGCAAAAGAAAAGGAGACUUUAACGUCCCCGAAACAGAAAAGACGUCGACGAAUGACAAGCGCUCAUCAACAUUCCACUAUAGACCUCCCACCCCUACUAGUUAUGGAUUCCAUGACAGGCAGCCCCCCCUGGAGCGCAAUAGGCAUGAUCGAUAACCCCCUGUGCAAGUCAUUCCCCAGUGAAGGGGAGAGUGGAACGAGUAGCCAACUAAAUGACUCGCCAAAGUCGCAUUGCAAGAGUCAUGAAUCACUCGCCGUCCCAAGAAGCCCGCGCGAAUUUAUGUACUACAUGCGAAAUCUAGAACAGUCAAGAAGUCAACAUGGCUUGAAUAAUAUCUCAAAGGAACCACAACCCUCGGAAGUGCACAACGUUAAAAUAUUUGCGCCUGGGUACCCUGUGUCGGAGUCGCACGGCGCGCGCGAUGGUGCAAAAAAGCGGGAAAAUUUCCCGCCAAAACGAAAAACCUCCGGUGCGUUGCGCAACCCAGCGUAUCGAGAGUUGAUGCAAGGCAACUCAUUCCACGUGGUAUGUACCACUCCCUGUACUGACACGUGGUCGGACGAUAGCGAAUCAGAGCCUGAGAUCCACGAGCCUAAGGCGAGGAUUCGCUUUACGUCUAUUCUCGAGGAGCAAAGUGGAAGUACCGGAAGUUGCUUGAACGUUGUGAGCUCUACGUCACUUCCUCCGACUUAUCAUGAAACUAAAGCAAGAAGUUUGUCAGUAGGACAGGAACAUUCAGUUAGUGUGAGGCUGUAACGUGUUAGGGUCGCUGCACUAAAGAUACACGUGCGUAAUUUGACUCUAGAGAGUCGAAUCUUUUUACCGCAACCAAAUUCAACUCGGAGGAGUCUCCCGUGGGUCACGAAUUACUCUGCGAUCUACCAUAAGAGUAGGAGAUGAACCCUAGCCUGAAGAAUCCAGGGGCGUAGCCAGGCGGUGGCCUAGGGGCCCCUUUUAGCAGCCAAACAAUACAGUAAAUGUAUGAAACAUUACCUUUUGGGCCCCCUCCUGUUAAAAAUCCUGGCUUCGCCGCUGGAACCUCACACGAGUUUUUGUGGAUCUCUCAUCGAUCCCACGCUUGAAAUAUUGAAGGAGAGAAUGCGAAAGGGAAACCCCCUUAUAAAUAGACAGCCUCUUUUUACUUCUUUUACUCCUGAUUACAGAGACGCGAAAAUCAAAAGCUGAAAAAAUUACAAUUGAGAGUGUAAAAUUCACUGCCAUCGAAGUUAUAUAGCUUAGGGUUAUAGGGUUAUUAAGAAAAGAUAAUGAUAUCGACCCCCCCUCCCCCCAUUUAAAAGUAGGUAGGUACGGCCACGGGCGAAAUCUUUUUUUGUCUCUGUUUUCUUUAAGACUGCCCAUUUCAAUCUGUUGUUUUUAUUUUUUAUGAUUUUUUUCCCUUGGUCCUUAGAAUGUUGUGAAUGUUAGAGCUUCUCCCUUGCCCAUUUGGCUGUUUGGCAUCUCCUGUGACUCAUGGAUUUUUAAAUUAGUAUAUAUUUGCUUGAAAUAUCCAAACUGGCGUGGAUCCAGGUCCUUUUGUACCUGCUGAGGUCAAAAUGUCAAAAAUUUAGUGCGUUAGUAUGAACUGUAUGCAUUCAUUCUAUUAAUUGUGGCGACAGUUAUCAACUUUUUUUCUUUUUGUAAACUGGUCAGAAUUUUUAUCUGGAUCCGCGCCUGCCAAAACAAAAUUACUAUAAAAUGAUGUGUAAACCCUUAACCCUCUAUUUUUGAGGAAACAGCAUAGUGAUUCACCCUAUGGGCGAGCUUAUACAUCAUAUUGACAGAGAUACCAUUUUUGGUUUGUUUAAAAGAAUUAUUAAAUCUCUAUUUUUUUAAAA